This is a messenger RNA of Sporisorium graminicola, 1221 nucleotides long. RefSeq lists its product as uncharacterized. Gene Ontology annotation, cellular component: CAAX-protein geranylgeranyltransferase complex. The coding region runs from base 1 to 1221 and encodes 406 amino acids. Lineage: Eukaryota; Fungi; Basidiomycota; Ustilaginomycetes; Ustilaginales; Ustilaginaceae. The transcript has a single exon. Gene Ontology annotation, molecular function: CAAX-protein geranylgeranyltransferase activity. The record is from RefSeq and is a predicted model, not a curated record. Gene Ontology annotation, biological process: protein geranylgeranylation.
AUGUCAACCACGCCGAACGAGGCGGAUCUGGCAUCCCGCUUCGACUUCAAAAAACACAUCUCGUUCCUACUACGGUGUCUACGUCUGCUCCCUCAACCGUACACUUCGGCCGACGACCAACGCAUGACGCUAGGCUACUUUGCCAUUUCAGGACUCGACCUGCUUGGUGCCCUCGAGAAGAUUCCAUCCGGGGAGAAAGCGGAGCUCAUCGAAUGGGUGUAUGACCAGCAGUGCCCAACGGGCGGAUUUCGAGGCUCGCCCAGCUCCACAUCCCCCUCUCCCUCCUCACCCUCGCAAACGCAGAUGGGAGAUGGGGCAAAUGUAGCAAUGACGUACGCAGCACUGCUCAUACUCGCUGUGCUGCAAGACGACUUCAGUCGACUCGACCGCAAAGCACUGUUGCAAUUUGUGGGUGCACUUCAGGAUAAAGGAGGAGAGGGCGGGUUUGCAGCAGAGGAACAAGGGGCGGCAGGUGGGGUUGUGGAUCGCGAUCCAAGGUUCACGUACUGCGCGAUUACAAUCUGCUCGAUGCUGGGUGAAUGGAAGGGGAUCGACAAGCGGAAAGCGAGGCAGUAUCUGGAGGGAUGUCAAAGGUACGACGGUGGAUUUGGAGCAAGCAAGGUGCACGAAGCCCAUUCAGGGAUGACGUACUGCUGCAUCGCCGCUUUGAGUCUUCUUGCUGCCGAAGACGAAUCGUUGCGAUGGGAGAGACGAGACAAAGCCCUGGCAUGGUUGGCGCAUCGGCAAGUAGCGCCCUCCCAAAGCGAACACACCGCAACAACAACAGCACAGGCAACACAAGAGGCAUCCGGGUCCAACUCAGAAGACGACGAAGAAGAAACACCAGAGCUCACCGGCGGCUUUCAAGGGCGACCGGAAAAGCUACCACCGGACGUCUGCUAUUCCUUCUGGAACGGUGCAGCGCUCUCGCUGCUCGGCAGCCACCAGUUGAUCGAUGCACAAGCCGAUGCGGGUUACGUCUUGUCGGCCCAGAGCAAGGUGGGUGGCAUCGCCAAGAUUCCCGAUGAACAUCCUGACCUGCUGCAUACGUACUUGGGACUUGCGUCGCUAUCGUUGCAUCAGUCUGGAUCGAAAGCGGUCAAAUCAGGUGAUGAAUUGGGCGACAGCAUCGAGUUUGGAUUGAACCGAUUGGAUGCAGCGUACAAUUGCACUCUGACGGCCAAGGAGUGGAUAGGAAAGCAUCUGACUCGGUCGUUGUAA